Messenger RNA from Pectinophora gossypiella (pink bollworm), 4061 nucleotides. RefSeq lists its product as uncharacterized. Lineage: Eukaryota; Metazoa; Arthropoda; Insecta; Lepidoptera; Gelechiidae. Gene Ontology annotation, biological process: trehalose catabolic process. Gene Ontology annotation, molecular function: alpha,alpha-trehalase activity. The transcript is spliced from 3 exons. The record is from RefSeq and is a predicted model, not a curated record. Bases 264 to 3830 code for a protein of 1188 amino acids.
CACGCCUUCCUUCAGUCACUCGCCGGCACCCAUACGGGUCGGUCGUCUCUUUACUCGAACGUAAAUGAAACCUAAUUAAAACAAUGCCGAGAUAACGAUAUAAUUCGAGCAGAUAAAGUUUUUUCCGCAGUAUAGAUAUUUGUUAUCAUUCGCGAGUUUUCGAUUUACCUAUUUAUUUGUUAUAAUUUCGGUCCCGUCGCGUACUGUGAAACAAUUUACGAACUUUUGUAAAUAAACUGAAAGCUGCUAUUGAUAUCAAUACUAUGAUGAAAUACCUGUUGCUGCUGGUUGCGGCGCUGGCCGUGUCAUCGGCGUCCGAGCCCCUCAGGCCCUCCUGCGAGCGCCCAGUCUACUGCGACAGCAAACUGCUCCACCAUGUCAUGCUCCAGCGCAUCUUCCCCGACUCCAAAACCUUCGUCGACCUCCGCCUUACACAAGACCCCGAUACAACCCUUGCAGAAUUCGACGCUCUCCUCAACGAAACCAACGAUAAUCCCACCAAAGAACAAGUCACAGAUUUCGUUUCAAACCACUUUGCAAAUGGUAGCGAACUCCAUGACUGGUCGCCACCAGACUACAAUCCUGACCCGAUAUUCCUCGCAUCGAUCCGCGACCCAACUCUUCGCCAGUUUGCCAAAGACAUUAACUCCAUUUGGCCGACCCUGGGUAGGCAAGUCAAGCAAGAAGUCCUCGAUAAUCCUGACCGUUUCAGCUUGAUCCCAGUGACUCACGGAUUCAUCAUCCCUGGAGGCCGUUUCAAAGAACUUUACUAUUGGGACACUUACUGGAUCAUCGAAGGGCUGCUUAUAAGUGGUAUGGACGAGACUGUAAGAGGUAUGAUUGAGAAUCUUAUCGAAGUGCUGAACAAAAUUGGUCAUGUACCCAACGGUAGCAGGUGGUACUAUCAGGAGCGCAGCCAGCCGCCGCUGCUAGCCGCAAUGAUGUCCAUAUACAUCCGACACACCGGAGACAUCGCGUUUUUGAAAGAAAACAUGAAGCAUUUAGAAACUGAGAUCCAGUACUGGCUUGAUACGCAGCGUAUUACUUUCAGUGUCGGUGAUCGUGCAUUUACGCUGCUCAGAUAUUAUGCUCCUAGCCUCGGACCACGUCCUGAGUCUUAUUAUGAAGAUUAUAAGAGUGCACAAGUUUUCACAUCUGAGGAACGUAAACAGGAGUUCUACGAAGAUAUCAAAAGUGCAGCUGAAAGCGGCUGGGACUUCUCUACUAGAUGGUUUGUAGACAACGCAGGGAAUCUAUCCAGUAACUUGACUGAAGCCCACACACGGUACAUCAUUCCAGUUGAUCUAAAUGCUAUUUUCGCAAACUCCCUCGCUAACGCCGCACACUUCGAAGCUUUGCUGGGUAAUAGGUUCAAGGCGAAUUAUUACAGAAAGCUGGCUAAGCAAUGGAGAACUGACAUAGAACAAGCAUUGUUCCAUGAGAAAGACGGGGUUUGGUAUGACUAUGAUUACGUGAACAAGCAUCACAGACGAGAUUUUUACCCGACCAAUGUGGCUCCGCUGUGGAUGGGAGCUGUCGAUAAGGAUCAUGUGAAGAAACAUGCCACUCAGGUGUUAGAAUACUUGCGUCUGUCGCAUGGCCUUGACUAUCCAGGUGGAGUGCCCGCCUCCUUGAUCCAGAGCGGCGAGCAGUGGGAUUUCCCUAACGCGUGGCCUCCGCUAGUCAGCAUGGUUGUGAACGCGGCUGAAGCGUUGGACACUGACGAGGGGUACCAGAUGGCCUUCGAAGUUGCCCAGACGUGGGUACGGGCUUGUUUCAUAGGUUACAAUUCAACUAAGAGUAUGUAUGAAAAGUACGAUGCGGUCGUGCCUGGCAACUAUGGGGGUGGCGGAGAAUACAAUGUGCAGUCUGGGUUCGGCUGGUCUAACGGUGUGGUGCUGGAGUUCCUCGCCAAGUACGGUCAGUCGAUGACGGUGAGCGAUGACCCCGAUGACAGCAAGGCAGCCGAGCCGCUCAGUGCUAAAUACAAGAUCCAUCCAUAUUUUGCCGCCGCCGAAAGUAUUUAUAAUCCGUCUGCAGAUGAUAGCAAUUCCAAAUCAUGUUCGACUAAAAGCUCGCAAGUGACAGCGAUGAUGGCGCGGCUGUUGCUGCCGCGCGUGUAUCCUGUGUUGGGCCUGCUUGGGGCGUACGCGCAUGCCAUCAUCGUCGUUCCCGCGUGCAACUCCUCCAUCUACUGCCGCGGCGAUCUCUUACACAGAGUCCAACUAGCCCGCGUAUUCCCCGACUCUAAAACAUUCGUCGACAUGAAACUAGUUAAAACCGAACAAGAAACCCUAGCCGACUUCGCCGCGUUUAUGCGUAAUACGAACCAGAAUCCAUCCCGAGCGGAACUCACUGCAUUCGUCAACGCACACUUCUUGGAAGGAAAAGAACUUGAAGAUUGGAACCCGCCCGAUUUUAAUCCUGACCCGCCGAUGUUGAACAAUAUUGUGGAUCCCCAACUGCGACAAUUUGCGAAAGCAGUGAUCAGUAUAUGGGCUAGGCUGGGCAGAAAAGUCAACCCUGAUGUUUUAAAAAAUCCGGAUCUCUACAGUUUUAUUCCUGUGCCAAAUGGAUUUAUUGUUCCCGGAGGACGAUUCAAGGAACUGUAUUACUGGGAUUCUUUUUGGAUAUUAAAGGGACUUAUCAUUUGUAACAUGUUGGACACGGCGAGAGCCAUGGUUGAGAACUUGCUGCAUCUGGUUGACACGAUUGGAUACGUGCCCAAUGGAAGUCGAAUAUACUACCUGGGUCGCAGUCAGCCGCCGCUGCUCGCGGCGAUGGUCUCCAGCUACUUCUCAGCGACUAGAGAUGUCGCCUGGCUCAAGCGGCAUCUCCCCACUGUAGAAAAAGAACUUGAAUUUUGGCUAAGCAGAAAGAAAGUUACUGUCGAAGUUAAAGGAAAGAAAUACAUGCUGCUUCGUUAUUAUAACAAUCCUAAAAGUAAAGGCCCACGACCGGAAUCGUACUACGAGGACUACACUGUGGCUCAGAAGUUGAAGACGGAAGCAGAGCGAAACCUGUUCUAUAACGAGAUGAAGAGUGGAGCGGAGAGCGGGUGGGACUUUUCGUCGCGGUGGUUCGUCACCGCCGGCAAGGACGUGAUGGGCAACCUCACCGAUGUGCACGUCAGUCGCAUCCUGCCAGUCGAUCUCAACGCCAUAUUCGCUGGAGCUCUCCAACUGGUUGGUGAUUUCCGGAGCAAAUUGAACGACAGACGCGAGGCGCUAAAGUGGUACGGCCUGGCCAAGUACUGGAGGACUGCGAUAGAGCAGGUGAUGUGGGACGAGAGUGACGGGGUAUGGUAUGACUACGACGCGCAGGCGCGGGCGUUGAGGAAGCACUUCUACCCGAGCUGCGUCACUCCGCUGUGGGCGGGAGCUGUUGAGAACUACGACAGCCCGAAGUACGCGUCACGCCUGGUCAGGUACCUCAUGUCUUCUGGAGCGUUCGACUUCCCCGGUGGCGUGCCGACGUCCAUCAUACACUCGGGGGAGCAGUGGGAUUACCCUAACGCGUGGCCGCCCCUGCAGAGCAUCAUAAUACUGGGGUUGGAUAUGUCCGGCUACGAAGAGGCGAAGAAACUUGCGAAAGAACUGGCGACGCACUGGAUCCGCGCGAACUACAUCGGUUAUACGACGUUUCAGAAGAUGUUUGAGAAGUAUAGUGCGGUGCAGCCGGGACACCAGGGCGGUGGCGGGGAGUACAUGGUGCAAGAUGGCUUCGGAUGGACCAACGGAGUAGUUCUCGAACUGUUGCAAAGAUAUGGAAACGACGUUCAUUUAGAUGCACAACCAAAAUCUAUACCUUUCGUGGAACAAAUCGUGUGAAUAUUGAAGACAAAAGACCGUUAAAAAGUAAUUAUUAUGUUGUCCUACUUAAAAUCUGUAUAAAUUAUUAAUUAGUUGUAAGAUUAGUGUAAGUGUAAAAACUUGUACAGUGAAGUAUUCAAUAUGUAUAAGUGUUAAGCUAAAUAUGUGAUAUUUGAUGUCAUGUGCUGACAUUGUAGAGUAUUCUACAAAGUAGUAAGAAUAAUAAAUACUUACAUAAAUUAAGUUGAA